GUGAUAACUCUCUUUUCAUAUCGAUUUUUUUGGCUUUGACCCCUAGAUUCCGGAGUUUUCACAGGGAUAACAAUGUUAACUUAAGGAAACAGAAGACAUUUUGUGGAUGGCUGUUUAAGGACGUUCUUCCCUGACCCUGUGAUCGGAUAGUCGUCACAGUUGUUCGGGAAUAAGACGUGCAUUUGUGAAGCUAGAUUUCUGGCAUACUUUCAGCUGACAGCAGACUAUCGUAUUAGACCUUGUCUGUUAGCACCACAGUAUGGGGACGUGCAUAUUACAAAAAUUAUGGCCAAAAAAUACGCUGCAUUUCUACAAAUACUGCUUUUUCAUGUAGCCAUUUUUGACUUGAGUACACCACAGGAAGACGAAUGCGAGGGAUAUUUUAAAAAACCACUGUACUGCUAUGAGUGCCAAGCCUCUUCAAGGUACCCUAACUACUGCUCUGACCCAUUUAAUGCCACUUUGCUGGCAAACAAUGUCUCCAUUUGUGAAGGUCACUGUGUAAAGUGGGUCAGGGAGCCAAGCCCAGGUUUCAUCACCUACACGCGCACCUGCUCUACCCGUUUGAGAAUCAGAAUGAUGAUUAACAUUGUCUGCAUGGAAGAAUCCAGACCUCGUUCCGGAGAAAUAUGCUUCUGUAAGGAUUCAAAGUGUAACGCUUCGUCUGGAACACAAUUUUCAACACUGGUUCUGUUUUGUGGAUUAUUCUUUAUCAAGGAGUGGACCUGAAAAACUUACCAUGGAAUCAUGCAUUGAUAGUCAACAAAAUUGUACUAGUGUGAUUGGAUACAAAUUGUUCUGGAGAUACUUUUAUCGGGCAAUCAUACAAAUUAAUUUUUUUAUAAAUAUAUAUACAGCACUUUGCACUUAUCUACUAUAUGAUAUCUGCAAGCCAACACAACCAAAACUGUACAUUGUGAACGCAUUCGCAUGCAAUAAUUUGUAUACAAUAAUUGGAAUGAAACGAAUUCUCAAUAUUUUGUGAGUACUGCAGUUUGGUAUUGAAAGUGGACUUGUGCUGAUGCUUUUCUUAACUCUACAUUUAAGGCUGAAGGCACGCUGAUUUAUGGAAUCUUGUAUUAUAUAUAUUUGAAUAUGAGAUUCAGACUUUCAAACUACUUGACAAGGAGUUUGUGGUAUUCAUAAAAAGUGAAGGUUUCAAUGUCACGUGACUUUAUUAAACUCCCUUGCAGCCUCGUGCUUCCGAGGAUAUAUGCAAAUUAUCCUUUGCAAAUAUUGUAUUACACAAAUGCAUAUGAUAUUUGUCUUACUUUUUGCACCUUAUAGUGUUCACAUGGGGAUUGAGAAUGCCAGAUGCUCCAUCCUAAGUCAUGCAGGAAAUAGAUUUUUAAAAACGCAGUCUGAUCUGUCACCUGUGUGGACAGUGUUCGAUCUGGACGAUUCUGGAAUCGUGUUCAGCUCGGAAAUGAUUGUAUAAAGUUGUGUUAGGUACAUGUAUACUCGUUAAAUUUCAAGUUGACUUUUUAUUAGUCAAUCUUAGAAAUACAGAAAAUAAGUAAUGUAUAUAUUCAAAGCUUACAAUGUUCCAACGUUAGUUGUGAAUUAUAACAUGUAUUCUCA
Messenger RNA from Saccostrea echinata, 1581 nucleotides. RefSeq lists its product as uncharacterized. The transcript has 5 exons. The record is from RefSeq and is a predicted model, not a curated record. Gene Ontology annotation, biological process: positive regulation of voltage-gated potassium channel activity; regulation of synaptic transmission, cholinergic; sleep. The coding region runs from base 286 to 729 and encodes 147 amino acids. Lineage: Eukaryota; Metazoa; Mollusca; Bivalvia; Ostreida; Ostreidae.